Helobdella robusta is the source of this 1692-nucleotide messenger RNA. RefSeq lists its product as hypothetical. Gene Ontology annotation, molecular function: protein binding. The coding region runs from base 1 to 1692 and encodes 563 amino acids. NCBI's taxonomy places the organism in Eukaryota, Metazoa, Annelida, Clitellata, Rhynchobdellida, Glossiphoniidae. The transcript is spliced from 5 exons. The record is from RefSeq and is a predicted model, not a curated record.
AUGCUCCUACGUGCCAGUGGUUAUUACCAAGGUUUGGUGAACAGUGGAAUGAAAGAUGUCCAUUAUAGAGAGCUUACUUUGGCUUGUUUAACAAAUGAAUCGUUAAUAGAAGUAAGGGAUUAUUUAUCCAGAUUGUCAACCAACGUGUUGGAAAGCGUGAAGUCGUUGAAUGAAGUAGAAGCAGGGCUGGAUGGUGCUUUCUACCUACAAAUAAAUGAUAUGAUUAAUAGCUACAUUGAAUUGUUGUUGAAAAAUUUGAACAAGUCAGCAUGCAUUCGUAUUUUGGACAUCGCAAACAAGUACGUUUUAAAUAAUAAGGUUGUCGAAAAAGUUAUUAAAUUCAUGUUGAAGUAUUUCAAAGAGAUCCCAGAAAGCUGCAAAAUAUCAUUAUCACCAGACGAAAUGUUUUGCUUGGUUGCAUCAGAGGAAAUGAAUGCAGACAGCGAAAUGGAUAUUUUCAAUCUGAUAAUUAAGUGGGUUUCGGAGGAUCCGUCGAGAAAAUGUUUUGCAGAAAAAUUGUUGACCGAAGUGAGGUACAAUCUGAUGACAACCUCGGAUAAGCAAAAAUGUACUGACACAAUUCUUGAUCUAAAUUUAAAUAUUAGCUAUGAUACAGAUAAAGAUUCUAAUAUUUCUCGUACAGGCCAGAAAAGAAGCUUUGUUGAUAUUCUUCCAGUUUAUGAUUUUGUUGAAGCUUGCAAAUUCAGUGGGGACAACUCUGGCCCAUCACCAGUCAAAUUCAAUCCAUCAAGAAGAAGCCGACCACCAUGUAAUGUGACUCGUACGGCCUGUGUGGUUGACAACUGCUUGUAUCUGUUCGAAAAAUGGACAAAUGAUGGUAGUUUCUCUGGCAGAAUUUUCAUGUACAAUCCGAUUGCUGCUGUUUGGUCUAAGUGUUGCAGCAUGCAUCAAACGAAGGUUGAUUUCUAUUUUGGAGGGCUAGCUGGCAAUCUCUUUGCAGUUGCUGGUUGCCUCGCAAAUUACGACAUCGCGGUCGGCUUAACUCCAGCUGUUGAACAAUACGUACCAAGUGAAAACCGAUGGUACAUGGCGGAACCUCUACCUCAUGCAGUUGCGAAUUUGGCAGGUUGUGUGUGGAAUGGCACGAUGUUUGUCAGUGGCGGGCGUGACCCAUGGACAAGGUGUCUGGUGUACCAGUAUGACCCUUUAUGUAACAAAUGGUUUGCGAAAGCUCCCAUGUUGACGGCUCGGACUGACCACGUCAUGACAUGCACGGGGAAUAAGAUUUUCGCCGUUGGAGGCUUUGUUGAAGCAGAUGAUGACUAUCCGGAUGAAGUGGAAUUUAUUUGGCCUAAUGGAGGCGAUUCAAGGGAUGGAGAGAUGUAUGAUGUAGAGACUGAUCAGUGGACAUCAGUGUUUAACCUAUGGAGGCCUGCUUUUCAUACACCAUCCAUCACCAUCAACAACUGCCUCUACAUCUUUGGAAGAAAUAGGUAUCGAAAUUUACAAAAGAUUAAUCUGGCAAAGUACACGAAGGAGAAGAAAACGUCAAAUGAUUCAAAUUCCUCAUCAGUGCAAGACAGGAAUGCCGAUAAUAAUAAUUUUGUGGUGAUAGAUGCAGAAGAACAGAAUUCUCACACACAUGAUUGCCAAAUUUUUAAAUUUAAUCGACAGAAAAAAGGACGGUUUAAAUAUCAUUACGUUGGUGUCAUGUUUGUGUCGAAUAUUUGA